CCCGUUUCUUAUGAUCGCAUCGUUUAUUGGUACAAUCGCGAUGGCUGUCAAAUUUUGCCUAGAGGCGUGAUGUCGCCCUUCAGUGCUGGCUGGAUAUGCGAGUUGACUAAAAGCGAUUCAGUUCCAAGAGACAUUUUCUUACUCUUUUAUUUUCUUUUCUAGCCUUCCUCGCUAUCUGUGAAGUCAGCCGUUCAACAUCGAAGAUAAUUCCAGUGUCUGGUGUACAGGAGUCGUGCUCUGGAUGAUGGAUCUUUGAUCUGUGUAUCGCCAAGCCAAACUGCUCUGUGCACACUGCAGUGUGCACGGUCGCCCACGGCCUUGUAACUGCUCCACUGGCUAAAAUUAAAGGCCAGCACUAAUCUGGGAGGCUGAUCUGGCUAGACCCUGGGGGCUGGGCGACGCAUGACCGAAGUCUAGCAAAACUACUUUCUUUUCACAUCGACUGAACAUGAUGCGGUACGAAGUGAUCGACUAUGUAUACAAGUGCUCGCGCAGAUGGAAGGCCAUCUGAUCUCACGAGCUAUCCCGUGAUGAGCAGCUUGGUCUUCGCUGGGGCUAGAUCGUGGCCUCCUAUUCGGCAUAGCGUGACGGACCUGCCCCUUUGAUUGGGCGGAGCCCCUGAUCAGACUGCAAUUUCAAUUUUCAACAUCUGGAGCUGGCAAGAACUGGCAAAGGCUGAACAAUCUGGAAGAUAGAAAGCAAAUAGGAAAUGUCGUCCUUUGGGUGGUAGGCCAGUAAUCCUCCGGCCUGUUGUGCCAGCUGUGCCAGCCUAUCGACUGAAGAAAGGUGCACCCCUGCUUGACAGCGCAGCAAUUGACAGGUUGAAACAUGGUUGGCUGUUUUGCUUCAUUAAGCGUGGGUUGCGGCGACAAAUGGGAGCUGAGCUGCAGCACCAUUCUCCCCGCGUAAAGCCAGGACAAGGCCGUUGAUUGAAGUAUCCCCAGCCGAUCGGGAGUCUUACAAUGCUGGCUGUGAUAGUAGUCAAUGACAAGUAGAUGGCAGAGCCUGCUGAUUUGUCCAGAGGAACUGAUAAUUGAUCGCUCUGGAGCCUGGCGGGGGAAAGAACCAUGGCUCCAGGAGUCUGUAUUUUGCGGCAUACUAAAUUUCACCCCUGAAACGAGUAGAUCCUCAUCAUCAUCCAUUAUCAACACCCUCUCUUCUUCGUCCCUCUUCUUCGAUUUGACUUCAUUUCUUCUUCUUCCUCGUUUUUCCCCUUUCCUCCCCACGUACCACGAUCUAGCUGUGGCUCCGCUCGUCAUCCGGCUUGCUGCACGCUAGACGUGUUGUGCUGCAGGCGAUCCUUAGGCACACCCCCGUUGGCCUUUGCUUUUUUUCCCGUUAUUUUUUUCCCAUCGUUUAUCUAACUUAAUUAUCUCCCUCCGCCUCAAUUCCUCCCAUCGCUUCGAACUGCGCGACCUAUACCUCGCCCUUGUGAUCAUAGACCGUUCGAUUUUCCUGAUACACUACUCUACCCCUGUCCACGGCUCCGUCAUCGCGCGACCCUGAACCACUUUCCCGCUUACUUGCUCCAAUCUGGAAAAUCAAUAAUUCGGCCGUUGGGCAUCAUCGACGACCAUUCCGCUGUCUUGGUGUUGGCCGCGUCUCUCGGCGGAAGAAAAACCAGAGAGCUCAGAACAUAAAAUGUCUUUCUUUUCUCGCGUUUUCCGGAGCAAGGACUCCAAUGCCGCCAAAAAGGGCUCCAAAUCCCCUGCGGCAGCAAGCACAGUGCCUGCGAAGCCCGCAUGGACCGAUGCCUGGCAACGAACAGAAAUCGCACCAGAAGAAGUCCAGCAGCUUCUGAGGGCUUGUACCCAGGAGUUUAAGGCACGAGCUCUCCAAACUCCGUUCAUGCUACUGCCAUUCCGCCCGAGCUCCGAUACUGUUACUGCUCGUACUUUUAUACGUAAUUAUUUUAGCCAGUCUAUGAAACGGGGAUCGCCUUUUGCUGGAGAUGAAUUGGCGCAAGAAUUGCGACUUACGGACCCGAUGGUCUUGUGCAGCAUAAUGAAAUGGUGCUGGAGUAGACUCCCUGGAGGAGUCGUGACCUGGGAAGCUUACGAGUUGUUCAAAGUUGGCGAACAAGACUCGCAAUUUGCGCGCGAUGCAUUUUCGACCUUCAUCCCUAUCAGCGUAGAUUCGGACGCGCGAACAAAGAUCAUCUUCGAUUUCUUCGACCUUCUCACUGCCAUUGCAGCGCAUGGCAAGUCCAACGGUCUAGGAGGCCGGAAGCUCUCUAGGUAUGCUGGAUGGUGGGCGUUUGAACAUACCGAUACUGGAAACGGGUUCGAAGCCGCCUACAAAAACUGGGCAAGCGCUGCGGACGCAACGAGUCAUUUGUUCUUUGCCUAUCUACGAUCGCUUUCGCCUGACACUCCUCGUGGCCUGAGUGGUAUCUCAGCCCUACCUAUCGCGUUGCAGACCCUGGUUCAAGCGACAGAAUACCCACCUGAGACGCCCACGCUUCUUCAAGUAUCUACCACGAAAGUUGUCAUGAUAGUUGACACGGUUUCUCCCACACCCUUCGCCCUGCUGCGCCGCGCAAAGAACUUCGAGUACAGGGAUAGCGAUCACCAUCUGCAAGAAUUCGCCGGCUACGAAGAUCCACUCAAGGCCCUUACUGAUGAAUGUUUGCGAGUUCUAAAAUGUAUCUCUUCUACCAACCAGUCUAAUGCCGUUUCUGAGCCAUCUGCGUCCAAUCGCGAUGCGUCGUGGUCUCGAUUUGAGGAUCUUGGGUUCGGAGGCGCGCUGGACGCUACGCUUGAAGAAAGCAGUAGCAUCUCGACUUCAGCCCCGAAAGACUUUGGAGGCAGUCUGAGGUCAGUGCCUCAUUCUGGUGGAGGUGACCUUGGUCGUCCGACAACCCCAUCUUGGGCAGAUUUUAUGUCGUCGGGUUUUAGCGGCGACGACAGCGCUUCUUUCAAGGCCCCAGUUGCUCCUCUAUUGCUUCCGCCUGACAAGGUUCUACCUCCGAUCGCUGCUGUCCGCGGCCAAAGCUCCCAAUCCCACAAACGUGGUCUGAACGGUCUGAACGACGAAACAUCCAUAGAUCCGGGCGAGUUGGCGAGUAUUGCCAAUCUCGAACUAGAUGACUCUUUCUGGUGGGUUUGGAUCAGCAGUUUGGCCGGUGAAGAACCUGCUGCUCGUAAAGCGGUUUUCGGACGAUGUGCUUUGCUGGAAACAGUUAUCAGAAACGCAAAAUGGUUAGUCCUGGAGGAGCAGGUCAAGGGUGCAGCGCCUGAGCCUGAGCCAGGUGCGUACAUUGUCGAAAAGAAGAGGUUUUUUGGCUUUUCCACCCGACGAAACAAGCUGGGUCGUCGCAAGUCUUCGGCCAAGAAAAUCAACUCCGUGGAGGACUCGUACAAGCGGCCGAACAACCAAGCGCCGCAUAGCAAAGCCAGUAUUGCUCCGGACCAACAUGCCCGUAUUCAAGCUGCCGCUGCUGCACUGCAGAGAAAACACCGGGAGGAGCAGGAGCUUGCCAAUGGCACGAAGUCCAAUGCGGCACAAUAUUCAUCCUACUCAACGAAGACCAACUCCAUAAUGACGCUGCAGCCAUCAAUUCUGAACGAAGCAUCCCAGGCCAUGAAGUGGGCUAGUAACUACGACAAGCACGCUGUCAGAGCUGCCUAUCUGAAAGACAGUCGUGCUGGCACUGGUGCUGUGACCGAUGAGCAGAAGGAACAGCCAACUCCCUCGAUUACAGCCAGUACAAAACAGCCACCGGCUGCUCCGCCAAAGGACGCUACUCCCGCUGAGACUACGACAGCGCCAAAUGUAACCCAGAAAAACGCCGACGAAGCGAAAGUCAGUACCAAGCCUGUAGCGAAAGCGACUAUGGCGCCCCCUCCCAAGGAUUCCGUAGACGCGGACGUACCUCACAAACUCAAGAAGAAACCAGCUAACACAGGAUUCAAGAACAUGUUUGGAGCCAGCAAGAAGAAGGAACCCGAAGCAAAGCCGCCCACCAAACCAACCCCAGCAGAGGGCUCGGCCGUCGCUGCUGCUCGUGCCGCGUUGGAGGGCAAGGCAAAAGCAUCGCAGGGCAACGGACCCGCCACUCUGAGGAAAAAGCCGGCUCCUGUAGCAGCCCCUGUGAAACCCACCAAGGCGGAUACAAAGGUCGCACCGGAACCACCAGCUGUUGUAGCACCGGCCCAACCCAGUGCACCUGAAGCUCAGGCCCCACCAGCUCCUUCUCCCCAGGUCAUGACUGAUAAACCCAAGAUCCGCCGUGAGGCUGAGUAUGAUGCACUUUCCCGUGUGGAUACAAACGAACAAGUAGCGGCGGACCGCGAAUUCUCCAGAUUUGACCAGGGGCCCCUCUUGGACCAGCCAGCAUUUGCUCCUGAGGAUUCGCCCACCCAGGAGACGCUGCCCGAGAACGCAAAGAUUGAGCCCGUCUCUCCCCCCAGCUCUCCUCCACGCGGCGGCAACAACACAUCCCAGGAUCGAUGGGCCCAGAUUCGGAAAAAUGCAGCGGAACGGGUUGCGCAGGCCGAAGUGCGGACAAGUACUGCUGAUGAUGAUGGCGGCAACACCAGUGAAGAAGAGAGCUUCGAAACACGUGCUGCCCGCAUCAAGGCUAGGGUGGCCGAGUUGACCGGCAACAUGCAAGCUGCCAACCGCCCUUGAGGAUAGACACCGGUUACUACCUCUCUUUCUUAUUUAUCUUCCGCUCAUCUUGAUACCUAUACACGUCGAGUUCUGCAUCUAUUCCCCUUCUUGAAUAGCUAUAUUCCCCACCGAUGUUGACCUAAUCACCUUUCUUGAGAUAAACCAUCUCAUGGCCCCUGCCUCCCCUGUCCCGAAGCUGCAACGCAACGCAAGACAGACGAACGCCGUGACGCCAUGUUCUUUACGAUUGUUUUGAAAGCCUUGUAAUCGUUACCCAUUUCUCUCUUCGUGGCCGCUGCUUCAGGCCCUUUGUCCCAGCGCUCUGUCACUGAACCUCCCUUUGCUUUUCCUCCCUCUGGAGACUGUUAUAUUCCCCAUCUUGUCUUUGUAUUAGUCGAACUUGAUUUGAUCUAUACAUGCUUUCCUUGACUGGUUUCAUAUCUAUCUGUCUAUUUAUAUCCUAUAUCGAUAUGCCUCAGCUCUGACCACACUCUCGCUAAGCAUGUAUCUCUCUGCCUAUCCUGCCUUCAGCUCUGUCUUCCCCCUUCUAUCUAUCUAGUAAAGGAACAAAAAGUGAAUAAAUGAUCAUCAGCCAAAAG
Aspergillus calidoustus is the source of this 5213-nucleotide messenger RNA. Lineage: Eukaryota; Fungi; Ascomycota; Eurotiomycetes; Eurotiales; Aspergillaceae. The record is from the annotation of a GenBank genome assembly.